AUGGACAGGGCCUCAUCUGUGAGGAGCUAUAGAUUCCAUGUGUCAGGGAAGCCAGUGACCCGUGGGGACUUUCAAGCUACCUCAGGCCUUCUCCAACAUGAGGCCACUCCCAAUAGUGAGAAGCCCCAGAGCAGCACUGAGUGUGGGGAGCCCUUUAACAGUGGAAAAAGUCACAAGUGGAUUGAAAGUAGGAGAGGUUUCAGUAAUACACCCCCAUUUCCCCACCAGAGAGUUUGCACUGGAGAAGGUCAUGAUGAGUGUAGCACAUCGGGGGGAGGCCUCAGCUUUAAUUGCAGGCUUGUUCAGCACCAGCAAACUCGCCCUGGAGAAAAGCUGUACAGGUGUGAUGAAUGUGGAAGAUUCUUUAACCGCAAAACCCACCUUAGUCGACACUGGAGAGUUCACACUGGAGCAAAGCCCUUUAAGUGCACUGAAUGUGGCAGAUCUUUUAGCCAGAAAUCUGAUCUCCUUCAACACCAAAGAAUUCACACAGGAGAAAGGCCUUAUGAGUGCAGUGAAUGUAAGAAAUGCUUUAUCCAGAAAUCCAUCCUUGUUAAACACCAGAGAGUUCACACUAAUGAAAGGCCUUAUACGUGCAAUGAAUGUGGGAAGUCGUUCAGCCAAAGUUCUGGCCUCCUUCGACACAAGAGAGUGCACACUAGAGAGAGGUCUUAUGAAUGCACUGAGUGUGGAAAGUGUUUUAUCAAAAAAUCUGUCUUCAUUCAACACCAAAGAGUUCACACUGGAGAAAGGCCUUAUGAGUGCAGUGAAUGUAAGAAAUCCUUUAUCCAGAAAUCCAUCCUUGUUAAACACCAGAGAGUUCACACUAAUGAAAGGCCUUAUAAGUGUAAUGAAUGUGGGAAGUCGUUCGGCCAAAAUUCUGGCCUCCUUCGACACAAGAGAGUGCACACUGGAGACAGGCCUUAUGAGUGCAGUGAUUGUGGGAAAUCCUUUAUCCAGAAAUCUGUCCUCAUUCAACACCAAAGAGUUCACACUGGAGAAAAACCUCAUGAAAAUAGUGAAUAUGGGAAAUUUAGCUGCAAAACUUACCUCAUUCAACACUGGACAGUUCACACUGGAGCUAAGACUCAUGAGUGCAGUGAGGGCGAGAUUGUUUAG
Molecule: messenger RNA, 1119 nt
Organism: Molossus molossus (Pallas's mastiff bat)
Lineage: Eukaryota; Metazoa; Chordata; Mammalia; Chiroptera; Molossidae
Product: zinc finger protein 239-like
Exons: 2
Coding region: 1-1119 (372 amino acids)
Source: RefSeq, a predicted model, not a curated record